Molecule: messenger RNA, 1982 nt
Organism: Microplitis demolitor
Lineage: Eukaryota; Metazoa; Arthropoda; Insecta; Hymenoptera; Braconidae
Product: asparagine synthetase domain-containing protein CG17486
Exons: 3
Coding region: 149-1894 (581 amino acids)
Molecular function (GO): asparagine synthase (glutamine-hydrolyzing) activity
Source: RefSeq, a predicted model, not a curated record
AACAUUCAUAAUUUACAUAAAAUAUCUCUGUUAUUUAUAUUAAUAUCAAUUUAUGAACCGAUGACUUUUAAAUUAAGAAUAUUUGAAUAGUUUUGAUUAUAAAGUAACAAUUAAUCUUAUUAACUGAAAAAUUUCUUUAAUAAUAAAGAUGUGUGGGAUAUUCUGUUAUAUUUAUCAUUCAAAUCAAAAUGACGAUAAGUGGAGCUUAAUAAAAGACAAUAUAUCAAAACGUGGACCAGACAGCUUAAAUAUUUAUUGCCAUGAAUUGAAUAAACAAUUGACAGGUAAAUUUGCUGCUGGUGUUUUAUGGAUGCAAGGUCCUGAACCACAAGUUCAACCAUGUGUUGAUGAUGAAGGCAACAUUCUCCUUUGGAAUGGAGAUAUUUUUUCUGGACCUUUAAAAAGUGAAAAUGAUAGCGAUACACUUACUCUUCUAAACCAUUUAAAAUUAAGUAAAAAUAUUUUAGAAACAAUAAGUUUAAUUGAAGGUCCUUUUAGUUUAAUAUAUUAUCAAAAAUCAACUAAUUUAUUAUACUUUGGAAGAGAUUUUAUCGGACGUCAUAGCCUGUUAAUAAAAAUAGUAGAAAAUAAAUUUGUUAUGCUAACUUCUAUAGCUAACAAUAAUAUAGAUGACAUUAUAGAAUUACCUGCAUGCGGAAUAUUUGUCGUAGAUUGUAAUAAUUCUAAUUUUGAAUUAUCUUGUUAUCCAUGGUAUAAAUUAAAUCAAUAUUCCUUAAAAGUUUUAAACAAUUUAAAUUCUUCAUUAAAUAUUAAAGUUAAAGAAUCAAUUCUAUCUUCAGAAUUAAUUGAAAAUGUUGUAGAACCGAUUCCUGAAGAUUUAUCUCACUUGCAGGAUAUUUCGGACAUUACAAAUAUUCAAAAAACAAUGUCAGAGCUUUUACAAAAUCCUGAUAUCUAUGACCGGGUUGUCAAACUUUGGAAGCUUUUGAAAAAAUCAAUAGAAAUACGAAUAAAAUUGAAACCCGAAUACUGUAAAAAUUGUAUAAAAAAAUAUUUAGUAGAUAAAGUGAAUAAAAAAUGUAGUCAUGCUAAAAUUGGUAUACUAUUCUCUGGAGGAUUAGAUUCGACUAUUUUAGCUGCAAUAGCAAACGAAUAUGUACCUGCUAAUGAAAGUAUUGAUCUAAUUAAUGUGGCUUUUGAAAAAAAAUUUAAUUCGAUUGGAGCAAAAAAUAAUAAAUCGAAUAAUGUCAUUUCAAUAUUUGAUGUACCUGAUAGAAAAACCGGUCGACAAGCAUUAAAUGAAUUGCAAAAACUCUUUCCUCUUAGAACUUGGAAUUUUAUAGAAAUUAAUGUUUCACGUAAAGAAUUAGAAGAUUGUUGUAAAGAAAUAAUUUGUCAUUUAAUUUAUCCUCUUAAAACAAUAUUGGAUGAAAGUUUAGGGUGUGCUGUGUGGUUUGCCAGCCGUGGUGUUGGUUUAUUAUCUGGUUGUAAACCAUAUGAAUCGUCAUGCAGAAUAUUACUUCUUGGUAUGGGCGCGGACGAACUUUUUGGAGGAUAUACUAGACAUCGAACUACUCUUCGUCGUCAUGGUUGGAAAGCAUUGAGUGAAGAAUUAAAUAUGGAAUUGUUUAGAAUAUCAGAAAGAAAUUUAGGUCGAGAUGAUCGUGUUAUCUCUAACCAUGGACGGCAAUCACGUUUACCUUAUCUUGAUGAAAAUGUGAUACAAUAUGUUAAAAAUCUCAAGCCUUGGGAACGUUGUUAUCCAACUGAAAAAAUGCCACCCGGACUAGGUGAUAAAUUACUACUACGUCUUUUAGCAUUUAAAAUUGGAUUACAUGAGACUGCAAGUUUUCCUAAAAGAGCUUUUCAAUUUGGUUCGAGAAUUGCAAAUAGUAAACAAAAUGCAAAUGACAUUUCAAAUUGGUUACAAUAAACAAAAUAUUCAUAGAUGAGAAUGUUAACUUUUAACUUUUAUAAUUUGUAUUUUUUAUUUAGACUAAUUAUAAAUUUCUAAAAUAAAU